Molecule: messenger RNA, 4991 nt
Organism: Pleuronectes platessa (European plaice)
Lineage: Eukaryota; Metazoa; Chordata; Actinopteri; Pleuronectiformes; Pleuronectidae
Gene: naa25
Product: N-alpha-acetyltransferase 25, NatB auxiliary subunit
Exons: 24
Coding region: 99-3014 (971 amino acids)
Biological process (GO): N-terminal peptidyl-methionine acetylation
Cellular component (GO): NatB complex; cytoplasm
Molecular function (GO): protein-N-terminal amino-acid acetyltransferase activity; protein binding
Source: RefSeq, a predicted model, not a curated record
CUCGGAGGCAGGAAUCAGCCCAGACAAAAUCCUUUAAUCGCUCUUGAGGCCGCUGCCAGUGCGCAUGCGCUAACAUCUACCAGCAGGUAAACUCCACCAUGGCGGCGAGAGGCCAUGUGCAGGACCCCAACGACAGGAGACUCAGACCGAUAUACGAUUACCUCGAUAAUGGCAACAAUAAAAUGGCAAUACAGCAGGCAGAUAAACUGCUGAAGAAACAUAAGGACCUGCACUGUGCCAAGGUUCUGAAGGCUAUCGGCCUUCAGAGGACCGGAAAGCAGGAUGAAGCUUUCACUUUGGCCCAGGAGGUGGCCACCCUGGAGCCGACUGAUGACAAUUCACUACAAGCCCUGACUAUACUCUACAGAGAGAUGCAUCGUCCGGAGUUGGUCACCAAGCUGUACGAAGCUGCAGUGAAGAAGGUUCCUCUCAGCGAGGAGUAUCACUCUCACCUCUUCAUGGCGUACGCUCGUGUCGGGGAGUACAAGAAGAUGCAGCAGGCAGGAAUGGCCUUGUAUAAAAUUGUCCCCAAGAAUCCCUAUUACUUCUGGUCUGUCAUGAGUCUGGUGAUGCAGGCCAUCUCCGCACAAGAUGAAAAACUAGCCCAAACCAUGUUCCUGCCUCUGGCUGAGCGCAUGGUGGAGAAAAUGGUAAAAGAAGAGAAGAUUGAAGCAGAAGCAGAGGUGCAACUGUAUUUUAUGAUCUUGCAGCGUUUGGGAAAGUGUGAAGAGGCUCUCGAAGUGGUCAGGGGCCCACUUGGGGAGAAGCUGACCAGUGAGCUGCAGAGCAGAGAAACCAAGUGUAUGAUGCUGUACCAGCGACUACAACAAUGGCCGGAGUGCAACGCCUUGGCCCACAAGCUACUACUCAAAAAUCCCGAUGAUUGGCAGUUUUAUCCCUCCUACUUUGACUCUCUCUUCCACCUCAUUGACCAGACGUGGAGUCCGCCAGAAGAAGGCGAACACUGUUCAGAGGGUGCGGUACAUCACACUGUGGCUGAAGUGGUGAGGUUUGUGGAAGAGAGAAUUAAGGGGGAGGACGGCAAAGACUCUCGUUCACUCAGAGGGCCGUAUUUGGCUCGGCUUGAAUUAAUGCACAGACUCAGAGAAAGAGGCUGUCCAGAGGAAAGCCAGCUCGGUGAUCCUUUAGAGCUAAUGGUGCAGUUCUUUGGGAAGUUUGGAGACAAACCCUGCUGCAUCACCGACCUACAGAUAUAUCUACACCUGCUCUCUUCUGAACACCGCGUUCAGUUCAUUAACCGUCUGAGCGAAGCGGUUCCACUCAGGGAGCAGGGAGAGGAGGGAUUCACUUUUCCAGAGGAUACCAAAGCGCUGCAGAGGCAUUUGUGUGUGUGUCAGCUGAGUCGAGCACUUGGGCUGCAGCACAGUCUCGACGUGGAUGGAAAACUGCGGCUUAUCACGGAACUCAAGGCUCACUAUCGUCACGGCCUCAAGUUUGGGAAGAACGCUCUGAAGACGGAGCUGCAGUUUUCCGAUAUGUAUUGUCUCAUGGUAGCUCAUGUCUACAUUGACCUUUGGAAGGAGACUGGGGAUGAGAACAUGGUGUGGCAGUGUUUGGGUAUGCUCCAGGAGGGUCUGUCUAACAGUUCCUCAAACGCCCAGUUCAAGUUGCUGCUUCUGCUCCUCUUCUGUCACCUGGGAGCCUUUGAGCCUGUAGUGGACCUUUACUCCAGCCUGGAUGCCAAGCAUGUCCAGCAUGACACGAUAGGGUUUCUGUUAACACGUUAUGCUGAGUCAUUGGGGCAGUUUGCAGCAGCCUCCCAGUCCUGCAAUUUCUCCCUCAGGUUUUUCCACUCUAAUCAGAAAGAUACCUCAGAGUAUAUCAUCCAGGCGUAUAAGUAUGGUGCGUUUGAGAAAAUCCCAGAGUUCAUCGCCCUCAGGAACAGGUUGAAUCAAUCUCUGCACUUUGCCCAAGUCCGCACUGAGAGGAUGCUGCUGGACCUUUUCCUCGAGGCUGAUAUUGUGUUGAGUCUGGAGGAAAGUGUGAAGGCCAUGUCGUUGUCUGCAGAGGAGGAUGACAUCCCCUGGGACAAUAUGAGGGACAACAGAGACCUUACUGUUUUUACCAACUGGGACCCCAAGGAGAGACAGCUAACUGACGAGCUCCGGCGUCGGUCGGUAGAAGAAGAGUCCGUGUGGCUGAGGUAUCGUUCUCUAACACUUCGCCUCCUCGCUCAUUUGUCCGGUCUGGCACACGCACCCUCGCAAAAGAACUCAGUGAUAGCCACCGAGAACGGAGUCAGUGAAAAGAGCUCGAUUCUCAGCAGCCUGCUCUCCCAGCUCAAUCAGACUCUGCAGACAGGCGCUCAGAUGGCAGAGAAACACACCCAGUAUCCACUCCUGGGACCACCCUCCACCCGUCUGGCCCCAGCUCUGUUCAAUGGAAGCUGCCAGUGUCAGGCUGCAGCCCUCCAGCUGUCUGUGCACCUACAGGAGCUGGAAACUGUUGGACUUGAUGAGUCGUUGGAGCUUCAAACCCAGAUCUGUAACAGUUUCAAAUCAUUAGUGGUACAGCUACAAGAAAUACUUAAUAAAUGCAAGGGGGAUUUAUUGGAAAUGAAAGACAGCACAUUGAAAACCUGGCCCUCCUUAUUAGAAAACCUUAUCUUCUUUGUCGAGACUGUGUGCAUAGUUCUGUGGAUGGCUAGUUACUGUGCCAAAAUCCUCCGACCACUCAAAACUAGUCUACAGAAGAAGAAAAAGAAGAAAAAGGACACAAACACAGCUCAGCCACUGGUGGUGUGUGGGUUCCAGGAGCUGUCGGGGAGCUUGCAGGACCUGCUUACCCAGGCUUUGGAGUAUAUAAAUGGGCAAGAGACUGGAAUCACAGCCCUUAAAUUAGCCAGUUUAACCUUGGAAGGAUACAAACAGGAUGAGGCGUCGUUUAUGAAGGAUGCCAUGGACAAGGUGCAGAGCAGCUACCUGCGCUCGCUACAGGAGGUGGGAGAUCUGCUCAAAAAGAGAGCAGAAACUAUAAAGAGCCUCAAGAUCUGAAGAUCUUCAUUCACCCUGAUAAAGAUGACUAUACUCCCAGCAUAAGCCACCUGUGUCCCACACCACCGUCUGUCAGCCCACCUGCUAACCUGCAAGUCCUACUUUUUACUUGCUGGUCCAACAAACCCAGACCCAACACGCCCAUUAAUCAAUUCCACCCUCUCUCCCUUCCUGCAUAUUUCUCACUCGGCAUUCGUGAACUCUCAGACUGGAUUUUUUUUUUUCUUUUCUUCCACUCCAACACACACACCUGGGACAUUUGCAACUCAUAGCACAUAGGCUUGUAAGUAAACUCAUGAAUUUAUACAGCAGUUAUAAGUGAGAAUGAGAGGGGAAAACAUGCUUCUUUUGAAAUAAAUAAAGCAAAUGAACAAGCAGUUUUAGAUUAACUAAUCUAAUAAAUGAUUGUACAUAGUGAAGAGCAACUACCACAAAUCGUUGACUAAAUGAGAAUACAAGGCACAGUAAACCACUAAUUUGUUUCCUCUUUAUUCCUCACUUUGUUUUUUCUGAUGACAACAAUCUCAGUAAAACAGUGCUACACACACACACACACAAAAGUACACGUUGAGGAGGAGGAAGAGAGUUCUGUCAAUGUGCUGCCUUUUCAGCUGUUUCUCUCUUUCAAACAGAAACUGGCACAAUUUUGCAUUAAACUGAUGCACUCUGGAAGUAUGGACACCUUGCUCCUAGCUGGAAGCCUUUUGGAUUUAAGUCUCCCAUUCAAGAAUUAUUGUGUCACAUUUUUUUUUUUUUUUUGUGUGAGCCCAAUGUGUGUCUCGUUUGUUGCUGAAAGUGGAACCACCUCUGUAGUUGCAGUAUUAUAAUGAGCAAUGUUGAGUUCAAUAACCAGCAGGAUAUUUUUUCUAUUAAGAAUUGUCUGCUGCUGUGGUUGUGUUUAGUUUCUCUUCAGUACAAGUGGUGCUUGUAAAACAUGUCUAGGUGGAAUUGGGUUGUUCCAGCAUAAAAACAAAACAUCCGGCAUGGCUAAAAACAUCACAAUCCUUUAAGACUGGACGGAUUAUCAAUAUUUAAGAGUGCGUGAUUGUCUAAAUAUGAAUGUUCAUCACAAACUAUGUUUUCCACUCCCAUCACGCUGCAGACAUGCAGAGUCCUUCUAGCAACUUAACCCCUGCAUCAGUAUGCAAUGACUAUUGACGAUUCUGACAACUCAUUCAUGAAUACCCUUGUGUGUAGUGACAGAACAUCAAUUCAUAAGAUUUGAAAGAUCUAGAUUGUAUAUUCUGUCUUGAAUAUAUAUAUAUAUAUUCUAGUUCAGUCUAGGCUGGAUUUUUUUAAGGAUUUUCUCAACUUUGACAGUCAGUUAUUCUUGGCUCUUUCCUUCCUAUCAAUAAUGGCUCAAACACAGAGAGGUGUGUUUCCAACAUUGGACCUAAUUGUAAAUAAAAGUCAAGGCAGCCUUUUCAAAGUACAGCGUGCAAGGACAUAGAUGUGUUUUUAAAAGCAGCUGCAGUAGAAGACUUUGAUAUUUGUCCUGCGUUAGUGAUUUUGUCCUUCCCACCAACUCUUCCCCAAGCCAGACUCGUGAACCAAAACAGCAUCAUCACCCUAAGCAUCUUCUCCUAUUCUAAAUAACCAGUCAGAGAUAACCCAGAGGGGAAAAAAACGAUCAUGAUCUAGUUCAAACAUGCUCACUCUGCAGGAAGUGUGCAGUUUGCUUUUACACCAUUUUAUUGAGACUUUAGCAGUGCAAUGUGAAAAUGUGACUAAAUCCUCCCCUUCCUGUUAAAUCUUGUAUAUGCAUACAAUCACAUACACAUCUAAUAAAUGCCUUUUUUUUUGAAGAGCUGAUCUCAUCUGUCUGAAUGGAGAAGAUGUUUGUGACCUGACUACAUGUGUUGUUGAGGUUCAGAGUAAUGGUUGACAAUCUGGAGUGUCACCUCACCACCCUCUUUUGUUAGAAAAUGGAAAACAGAAACACUGGAAAGCUUUUUUAAAUAAAAGACAUAAAUGUGA